This is a messenger RNA of Punica granatum (pomegranate), 588 nucleotides long. NCBI's taxonomy places the organism in Eukaryota, Viridiplantae, Streptophyta, Magnoliopsida, Myrtales, Lythraceae. The record is from RefSeq and is a predicted model, not a curated record.
GCCUAAACGAAAUCACAGCAGCGCGGAGAGGACAGAGAGAGAGGAAGCUGAGAGAGAGAGAGAAGAUGGGAGGGGGAAUGGAAGCUCACAAGAACAGGUUCAUAGAGGAUUGGAGCACGGCGAGGGAGAACCUCGAGCACAACUUCCGGUGGACUCGCCGGAACCUGGCUCUCGUCGGCAUCUUCGGCAUCGCCAUCCCCGUCUUAGUCUACAAGGGCAUAGUCCGUGAAUUCCACAUGCAAGAUGAGGAUGCAGGAAGACCGUACCGGAAGUUCCUCUGAUUAUUACGGAGAUCGCCGGCAUAAUAAGUGUGGAUGUGCUUUGGACCACAAACAUUUGCUUUCUUGCCGUGUUUAUCUAUGGGGACAUGUUCCUUUGCUGUUCUGGAGAUCACUGUUGGAAAAAUCACACCGCUAUGUUCUGUUAUAAGCGUUAAUUCAGUGCAAAUUCAUUGCCAAUGUUGACAAUGCUUUACGAAUAACCGAACAAUACUCUAAUUUGUAUUGCAAAUUAGCAUGUUUUCUAAGCUUGUCCUUAAAUUUCUGGGGCAAGCCAAAGGACAUUGGAGAGGAUUUCUGGAAUGUUAAA